Molecule: messenger RNA, 1840 nt
Organism: Anneissia japonica
Lineage: Eukaryota; Metazoa; Echinodermata; Crinoidea; Comatulida; Comatulidae
Exons: 5
Coding region: 265-879 (204 amino acids)
Source: RefSeq, a predicted model, not a curated record
GGAUACGAUUUAGCCUGUAAGCCAUAAUGAAGUUCCUUGGCUCUUUCCCACACAUCGGCCAGCAGAAAGGUAUUCGUUUAGCCUAGUCAUAAGAGACACCUUUCAUGAUUUUUCUGUAGAUUACAAAGAAGAAAAUCAGAAGUGAAUUUAGUACUUCAGGUAAAUGCAGCAACACCAAAUGAUCGAUCAAAAGAUCACGGAGCUCUUGUCGCCAAGUCAGCCACACCAGCUGAUAUUUUGAGAUCGGCUAUUCAAGGAAAAGAAAUGACAGAACUUCGACAUAUUAUACACGAACUGAGGACAUUUGACAGUAUGAGUACCAAAGAAAAGAUUGACCAGUUAGCAGUUAAGUGUGAUCAGUUGAAAGUGAAGUUAACAAAACGUAACACAGAUCUUCGACGUGCGUUGAUGCGGGUAUCUGAACUGGAAAAUAAAGUAAACAGCAAACUGAGUAAUGGAUCACACAGAUCACCGCAUGAGUUUCACGAGUUCAAGCAGUGUCGCCCAUUUUAUAACAGCAAAAUUAAGCAGAGCAGCGGCGACGAAUCCUUUACAAUUGACGAAGGUAGAAAACGCAACUGUGCCAAAGGGAAUGUCAGAAGACAGACAAAAAAAACUCCAGUGGUAGAGAAAAAUGGAAAAAUAAAACGUAGAAACGUUAUAAUACCAGGUAUUUCUAUAAAUGGACAAGUACAGGAAGAGCCUAGACAAUUCGUAUUCGAGCUUAGGGCAGAGGAGAAUGAUGCAUCUGAGACUUCUGAGGAAAUUGAUGGAUUUCCUCUGCCAGGUACUCUUCUUUCGGUUGAUAGCUUAGAGCUUGACCGCCAAGGAGCAGAAACUGACGCUUGUCUAAGUGACGGUAGUUGGGAGAGUGAUUGAAAAAGCAUAAAAAUCAUCGCCACCAAUAUCGUGGUUCAGAAACUAUAAUGAAGUACAAUAACAAUUAAUAAAAAUUAUAACUCUAAUAACAGAUGAUUCAUUAAACGUGUACACCGCCCUCUGGACUCUGUACUCAUUAUCUGUGGCUCUACUCAUUAUGCGUGUAUAAUAUCCCAACUCAUGUUGAAACUUCGACCGGAAGCUACUUUUUUAACGUAGGAUAGUUUGGGACGCUAAUGCACUUUAGUACAGUAACACUUCUCUCUUCAAAAAUAGUAAUGUUACCUACUGUGCGCUCCUAACGAUAUCUGACAAAGAUUUGUCAUCCAGUUCUGCCACUAAUAACGCCAGAUUUUAACAUUUUAUUUCUAAAACCACGACUUUCAAUGUCUAAUACCAUAGCUCCAUCCUUCAUCCUUGUGUUCAACGACAAUAUGAUGGCGAAUUGGUGAUCAAACCUAAUUCUGUUGUCAGAAUUCAAAAUUUAUAUGUGUUAGAGUUGCCAGAAUUAGUUUAGUAAAUCAAAAUCAAGCGUCAGAUUCUGAACUUAUCUGUAGAGCGAUGACAAGUUCGAUGGCUCGUGAGAGAAGGGAAAAGGAAGGCAACAAAAACAUGCAUACAUUAUUUAAUGAAAGAAUGUAUAAAUAAAUUAAUAUAUGAAGGUCCUAAAUACGAUGUAUUGGUAUUGGUACGGUCAAUUAUAUUGCGCCUCUUCCUUGCGGUUCUUUUCCCUGGUCAUUGGGUCUACAUGCUAAGUGUUGCUGCUGGUAAUCAGCGCAGGAGCAGGUAACCCCACCAGGUUUCUGGGUGAAGAGUAAAGUGUCUUGCCUAAGGACACAAGCGAAAUGCACAGCGAGGGGAUUAAAUCCAUCUUUGAGGACCUCGGGGUCCUCAAAGAUUAUUACAACCCUGGUUGUAAUAAUGCCUAUGAUUAACAAAUAAUUAGUUGAUUGAUUGAGUG